This is a messenger RNA of Neurospora crassa OR74A, 3252 nucleotides long. RefSeq lists its product as hypothetical. Gene Ontology annotation, biological process: regulation of DNA-templated transcription. The transcript has 7 exons. The coding region runs from base 972 to 2708 and encodes 578 amino acids. Lineage: Eukaryota; Fungi; Ascomycota; Sordariomycetes; Sordariales; Sordariaceae. Gene Ontology annotation, molecular function: DNA-binding transcription factor activity, RNA polymerase II-specific; zinc ion binding. The record is from RefSeq and is a predicted model, not a curated record.
CAGCAUCAUGAUAUUCAUUUUUCCCUCUCGAAUUCUCAAACUUGAGUUCCAUUUUACAAAAACGGGGCGGGUCCCGACGACGCUCACCAGGUCGGGUGCAACACAACUUGGACACUAGUCGGCCGAUCGUCUCGUCGAGCCCCGCACACCGAUACGACGCUGCGCUACCGUACCGAGGCUUAGUACUUGCAUACAUCCUGAUGCCUCGCUACAUACCUCUAGACGACGCUAAGCACUGGACAAACGACGCUCCGUUCCGGUCGAUGGUCUCACGUCCAGCGAGUAUAGCAACGUGUGACGUAGAGGAAUCAACGUGCUUUGGCUACAAUAUUACCAGGAACGAAAAGGAUGGACGAAAGCCGGACGUUCAAAAAUAACAUGGCCCGCUCAGCCAUGGAAGCAGCCGAAGCAACGUUGGCGCCUGAAACAUCCCCUGCAGAAUCCACCUCGGCAGCCCCAGAACGCCAGAGACAGCCAUCCAUCAUGUCUUUGGCGUCAUGGUGGUGAAACUCAGAGAACACAGGAGCCGACCGUCCAUGCCAGUGAGCCAACGGCGGGCCAAGCAGCCCAAUCGUCGCCAUCGAGACCGCACCCACCAGUAGCACAUCUUAUACUACGAAGCCAUCACGUCUUUUGACCGAUCUGGAAUUUCGGACGAAGAUGUCAACAUCGAUUCCAUCAUCCACACAUCGACCGUUGAAAGAGCCCCGCAGCAUGCAGGCCGCCAGGCCCCCGCCGCCGACCCUUGAUCCCAGUACACUGCAGCGUCACAUCCAAGACACUUCAAACGGUCAACUCCUGGCGACAGACCGGACCCCAGGCCGGCAUUCCCCUUCCCUCGCAACUCUUUCCAACAUUGAACCACACCUCAUGUUCCAACGACAAGCUAAAGUCAAUCUCUUCUUAUCCAACUUCAGCUCCUCCGCCCUCCGUCUCCCAGUUCAAUUGCCUUUUAUGUCGAUCGAUUCGAGAUGGUCUACGGCGGAAAGCCCUCGCGGGGCUGUCGAACAUGUCGCGCUCGCCGUAUCAAGUGCGAUGAAGGUAAACCAACAUGCAAGCAAUGCGCAAAGUCAAAGCGUGAAUGCGCCGGCUAUCGAAAUGAAUUUGAGAUCGUCCACCGCGACCAGACAAAGUCUACCGUCCGCCGAAUGACUAAAGCUCUCAACAAGUCUCGCUCUACUACCACCUCGACCCUGCCGAGCCCCCGUCCGUCUCCCACGCGACAACAAACGCCCGAUCCCAUCGCGACGCUCACAGUCCCCCUCGCUCAACGCGCAAUCUGCUAUUUUGCCUCCAACUUCCUAUACGUGCCGCUGGGCCACAUGCCACAUGGUCAUAUGGACUACCUCGUGCCCUUGAUCGACUGCGCACCCCCCGAUAGCGCCCUCCGAAGCGCCUUCAAUGCUUGUGCUAUAGCCGCCCUCGGAAAUAGAGAAAAAGCAAACAAUGUCAACCUCACCAAUCUUUCUCUCCGAGAACACACUGUGGCCCUGGCAAAGACGCAUGCUGCCCUGGGGAAUCCCGCCACUGCCAGUUCCGAUGCAACGCUCGCUACAGUGCUUCUACUGGGUUUAUACGAGAGCAUCACGGCGAUCAAGGAGUCGCGCAUGCUGGCAUGGCGUUCGCACGUUGACGGAGCAAUUCAGAUUGUCAAGCUGCGAGGUCGAGAACAAAUGCGCAGCACCAAAACCGGAACGCUCUUGUUCCAAGCAGUGAGGCAUCAAGUGCUCGGCCGCGCACUAACAUCGGGUACGCCCCCGCCACUAGGGUCCGAUUGGUGGAUGGACGACAUAGGUGAUGGGAGCCAUCUCUUGCCUGGUGCCGCCAUGCACCGCUUCGCCCUUCGAGCCAGUGAACUGCGAGCCGAGGCAGCUGCUCUGUUGAAUGGCAUCACGCGGACCGUCGAGAAUAUCGCACUGAUGCAAAACAUGGCCCAUCGAGUGUAUUUGCUAGACCAAGAGAUAGCCUCCUGUCUUCUUGCUCUGCCGCCAAACCUACGCUUCAAGACGCUAUGCUGGCUAUCCUACGAGGAGGUAGGUUUAUCACCAGGGCGACCGAACAACUACUCCAAACUCGAAGUAUUCCCCGGCCGUGUGGACAUGUACCCCGACUUUGUAACCGCCCGUACAUGGAACACUGCGCGCACCAUACGCCUUGUGCUAGCCUCCCUCGGCAUCCGCCUAGCAGCAUGGCUCAACAUGCCCGCCGACUAUCGCACAACUGCCGAGUAUGCCAGGUCGAAAGCCAUCUGUGAAGACACCAUUGCCGACGUCAUUGCCUCGGUUCCAUACCAUCUCGGAUGGCACACCAAGCAACCGGGUCUGUUCGGUAACGAUACUGACCGCUCUGGCUUCGUUUGUGGUCACGAGGAUGCGAUCAAGGCCCUUCCAGCUUGGUUCCUGGUCUGGGCCCUGACGUGUGUAAAAAACCAUGAUAUGGCGACUGACGAGCAGCGCAUUUGGGUGAAGGGCCGGCUUCGGUACAUUGCCGACCAUGUCGGUAUGAAGUAUGCCAACCUCGUUAACGACCUUGAACUUCGUUUCCCAUCAAUGUUCAUCCGCCAGGACGGCACCAUGCCUUCGGCUGAUCCACUGAGGGCCGGGACGUUCAAAGGCCGCCCAGACCCCGUAAGCGCAAAGCGCACCGCCGUCACUACUCCUCGGACUCCUGAAAGCAUGGUUUCUGGAGGAAGGCGUCCGUCACCUUGAUAGGAUGACGUUUAGGUUCAUUUCUCGAUCCCUCUACCAUAACACCGGAUCAGGAACCACAUGGACCGGCCGGAAGAUAUUUCCGGCGCGGUGAACGGUAGAGGCAUGCAACUACUUUGCUGCAAAAUGUCGUUGCUUCAAUUGAUGAGGAAACGAGGACCUCCGGUUGAACAACGCCUUAUGGCCACCAAAACUAGGCAUAGAAACCAUGAGCGUCUGCCGGUAGUUUCGGUGCUACCACGACCGACAACGCGGCUCACUGUCGAAAUCGACUUGCAUAUACCCUACAUCCAGCGUCGUUGACGCGGCAUUGAAAGCCAGGGUGGAAAGCGACUUUUGCUUUUUUUUUUUUUUUUUUUUUUUUUUUCGGCAACGACUGGUGUAGAAGACAGAAGGAUCUCUAGCAAGCAUUCGGAAGACGGACCGGUUUUACCUUCGAGUCGACAUGCCGAUCGCUUCCAGCCGCCGGGCAGUUCAAUGUUCCGCACGUACAGUAGAUCUGAUGAGCUUGCAAUCCAAAGAAUGACUUUUUAACCCUUCAGCA